Besnoitia besnoiti is the source of this 1962-nucleotide messenger RNA. RefSeq names its product 4-hydroxy-3-methylbut-2-enyl diphosphate reductase. Bases 1 to 1962 code for a protein of 653 amino acids. The transcript is spliced from 5 exons. Gene Ontology annotation, molecular function: metal ion binding; 4-hydroxy-3-methylbut-2-enyl diphosphate reductase activity. Gene Ontology annotation, biological process: dimethylallyl diphosphate biosynthetic process; isopentenyl diphosphate biosynthetic process, methylerythritol phosphate pathway. The record is from RefSeq and is a predicted model, not a curated record. NCBI's taxonomy places the organism in Eukaryota, Apicomplexa, Conoidasida, Eucoccidiorida, Sarcocystidae.
AUGAAAGCUUUCACCAAGCAGACAGCGACGAGUCUACGCGCGCCCGCCCUAGAGCAGGCGCCCGCACAAACGCAGGAGACGUUGCUUUCUGAGUCUGCCUCACCUCGAAGGCGUGUGCAAGAUGCAGAAGGGCCCUCCCGUCGUGUGCGCGCGGAGGUGGCCUCGGAGUCUCCGCGAUCGAUUUCGGUGGCUUCUCUAGAACGCUGUCAGCCGUCCGAAGUAGUCAGUGGCUGUUUUUCUCCUUCUCUUUCUCCUUCCUCGUCUCUUCGUCUCCCCGCGGCUGCCUCGGGUUCACGCGGUGCCCUCGCCGCAGCCUGCGUCCGUUCAGCUCCUCGACCUCGUCCGGUUCAUCUCUCUCUGUUCGGCUUCUCCUCUUUCAUGAUCCUGUUUUGCCUCUCCGCUCACGCGAUGCGAGUGGUGCUUCACGGCGACGCCAUCGUUCCGUCCUUCUCGAAGGGCGGGCCCUCUGCGCCGUUCGUUCUUGACCGACCGAGUGUAUCGCGGUCGCUGUCGCCUUCUUCGCCGUCGUCGUCGUCCGCCUCUCCCCCCACGUCUGUGCCUGCGGCGUCUGUCUAUUUCUUGGCGGCCUCGAAUGCGUCCGUGUCCGCGCCUUCCGCCGCGCAUGCGCCUUCUUCAGUGCGGUCGCCCUUCUGCACCUUGGGGUCGGACCCCGCGGACGCGGCUCCAAGCGCCAGGGGCAGGUGGAGGGGCAGCCGGGAGGCGGCGCUGCACACGUCGCCUCUGUGCUUCGCGGUCGCGCCCUCUACAUCGCUCGCCGCCGACGACUCUGAACAGCGUCUUUCGCCGCCGCGUCUGUCUUCCGCGUCGCCAGCUGUCGGGCUCUCCUCUCCGUCGCCAGCUGCGCCUCGGGGUUCCCUCGAAACCCGUCUGUCCGCAGCGUCGCCUCCUGCGGCGCCUGAGGCCCUGGCGUCUUCUCCGGAUGCGGGCAGCCAGCAGCGCGCGGGGAUUGAACUGCUGCUGUCGAAGCCUCGCGGCUUCUGCGCCGGCGUCUCGCGCGCCAUCGGCAUCGUCGAGGAAGCGCUGCGCAUAUGGGGCCCGCCUGUGUAUGUGAAGCAUAGCAUCGUCCACAACGAGGUCGUCUGCGACGCGAUGCGAAAAAAAGGAGCUGUCUUCGUUGAGGAGAUCUCGGAAAUCCCUCCGGGAGCCGUCGCUGUCUUCUCCGCUCACGGCGUCUCUCCUGCGGUCCGAGCGGAGGCCGAGGCCCGCGGGCUCCGAGUCGUCGACGCGACGUGCCCGCUGGUAACCAAAGUCCACGUCUACGUCAAGCAAAAGGCAGAGCAGGGCUACCACAUUGUUUUGAUUGGUCAUAAAAACCAUGUUGAGGUCAUUGGCACCAAAGGCGAGGCGCCAGGCGCCGUCACUGUCGUGGAGAGCGUGGCGGACGUCGAGGAGUUGUCCUUUCCGCCGACGCAGAAGCUGUUUUAUGCAACGCAGACGACGCUCAGCCUCGACGAUUGCGCCGCGAUCCGGAAAGCCCUCGUGGAGAAGUACCCGCACAUUGAGUCGAUUCCGAGUGGCUCCAUCUGCUACGCGACGACCAACCGCCAGACCGCGCUCCAGCGCCUCGCGCCAGAGACCGACCUCACAAUCGUCGUCGGAAGCGAGGCGUCCUCAAACGCAAAUCGUCUCGUCGAAACUGCGAAAAACCGCGGAACUGAGGCUUACUUGGUGAACGAUCCGAGCGCCAUCGACCCCCGGUGGCUUGAGAACGUCUCACGCGUGUCGCUCACUUCAUCGGCGUCGACCCCAGAAACAACGACUGCCGCAAUUGUCGAGCGCCUCCGGAAGCUUGGUGUCUCGGUUGUGUCGGAGCGCGAGGAAAUUCUCGAGAGGGUGCCGAUGUGGAAAUUUCCAAAGAACUUGCAAGAAGCAGCGAAGAAGAAACUUGAAGAGGAAAACCAGAAGACAGACCAAGAAGCGCCCGUCUGCAGUGAUGUUUAG